AUGGGGGCCCCAGAACUCGCCCCACAGCCGCCCCAGCCCGAGGGAAGCUCCCCCGAGGCUGCUGCUGCUGCUGCUGCUGCGCCCCCAGAAGCUGCAGCAGAUCAAAAAAAUAAGAGUGACAGUGAAGCUCCCCGUUCGCCGCGGCCAGUCAUUCCACUUUCGGGGCUUGCUGCUCUUGCUGCUGACGCAGGGCGAAAGCUGAAUACCCAGCCAGCUCCUGUCUAUGAAGGAAGCGGCACAGUGGGGGCUGGCGGAAGCCCAGCAGCAGCAGCAGCAGCAGCAGCAGGAGCAGCAGCAGCAGGCUCUUCUCCAAGGCCCUACGGUGGCCCGCCCGGCGCAGGGCCGUCACCAGUGGUUGGGGGCGUCCGCGUUAUGCCGACAGCCGACGCAGAAGUCCAGCGGAUCCUGUGA
Messenger RNA from Eimeria tenella, 411 nucleotides. RefSeq lists its product as uncharacterized. NCBI's taxonomy places the organism in Eukaryota, Apicomplexa, Conoidasida, Eucoccidiorida, Eimeriidae. The record is from RefSeq and is a predicted model, not a curated record. The coding region runs from base 1 to 411 and encodes 136 amino acids. The transcript has 4 exons.